This is a messenger RNA of Daphnia carinata, 1512 nucleotides long. RefSeq lists its product as uncharacterized. The record is from RefSeq and is a predicted model, not a curated record. The transcript is spliced from 8 exons. Lineage: Eukaryota; Metazoa; Arthropoda; Branchiopoda; Diplostraca; Daphniidae. The coding region runs from base 185 to 1237 and encodes 350 amino acids.
AUAACCUUGGUUUCAGUUGGAGAAGGUAAAUACCACACGAUCAACACUCAGCAAAGUGGGUCACACGAAGAUAGGCGAAGGACUGUUCACUUCUCUUUCAUUUCGUGUUGGGAUACGGCCCAGUGACAAUACAUCCUCGCUCUCGUCUCGACGAAAGACCUCUUCCAUUAGAGUGACAUCCAACAUGCACGUUGCAUUAGCACCACAGAUGUCGAAAGAGGAGCGCGAAGCGGCCAUCAAUCAGAAAAUAGAAGAAAUGCGCCGGAAAAACGCUUCUAUAACACAACGGUAUCAGGAAAUCGAGAAUGAUAAGAAGAACGCUGAGAAUUUCAGCUUAGAAGCCACGCAACGUACAAAGACACGUGUUACUCCAGCGAACGAAGAAAAAAAUAGCAGUACGGCUACCGAAACAAGCCAAAAGGAAACAAAUGCAAAUGCUCGUGCGGCUAAAGAAUCACGCAGAAUUAAGCCAGUCACACUCCCUAGCGUGCCUGUAACAACUGACUUUCGUCCACAACGGCUAUCAGAGAAUGAUUUGCCUCCACCCGAUCCAGUGUUUUCCUAUUUAACUGAUCGGCUACGUGAGGGAGCCUUUUGUUCGCCUAUUAGUCCAGCAGCGCGUCGCAAGCACAGCACAUCAUCUCAGGGUAGCGAAAUGAGUAUUGGCAGUAGCAACAAUUCUAGGAGGACUUCAACGACAUCCAACUCAUCAUGGACAAGUGAUACGUCGUCAAAGUACUGCGGUUUCGCAAAUUACCAGCCACCCAGAAAAUAUUCGGCAUGCCGCGAUUAUGUGCGCAACCGACGUAUGAGCGAGCAAAUGAUUUCGUCUGAAACCAGAGAGAAUGACAUUUGGCCUAACCAAGGCAACAAUCAACGUAAUUGUUACAAAGAUGCCAAAAAACCGUCUGAAAACAACACGACGCGUAACCGCCAACCCGAAAAACCAGCAACGGUGGCAUCUGAUGCAAACGAAUCGGAAACUUCAAUUACCUCACCGGUCACGCGAAGAUCUGGACGGCCGGCGUUGAGGAGAGAGUCAUCCGUACCAAGUUCGCGGUCUGAAAAUAUAACAAACUGGCGUGAUCGACGGAUCUCUUACAAUAGCACCGAGGAACUAGGUUUCACCUCGCUUGAAGAAGGUGUAGCACGUCUCACGGUGGCUAACGAAGACAUGAACAACAACAGCGACAUGAUCAAUCAUAAUUUACCGAUGCCAGAGGCAGCGUUCGAUUAGAAAAGCACUCUGCUUUUGACAAUCAUUUUCCCGUUAAGUUUUCAAGAAGACAAGUUCUUUUGACGUUUCAAUUUUAGAAUUAUUUAUUUAUUUAUUUUUUACUUGCCAUAUUCGGCUAAAGGGAGGUCACUAUUCGGUUUUCCUUUUAGGGGGGUAUCAUUUUAAAUUAAUCUCGACUUCAAUUUAAUUUAUUUAAUUUAUCGUUCCGAUGUUUUUCUAUUCUCCCUUUUUUUUUCCCGAUCCAAUAAAGUACUGGUACAGUUCAGUUCAUCAAA